GCGCUACCGAGGAAGAAGUUAGUGAUUUGCCGGGCCCUGGCCCCGAAGACGAGGUCCGGUGACCCCUGGCCCCUUCCUGUCUCCCCUCCGCCUACCUUUCCCUCUGCCUUCUGCCGGGAUGAGGCGCGCAGGCCUGGGUGAAGGCAACUAUGGGAACUAUGGCUAUGCUAAUAGUGGAUAUAGUGCCUGUGAAGAAGAAAAUGACAGACUCACUGAAAGUCUGAGACACAAAGUAACUGCUAUAAAAUCUCUUUCCAUUGAGAUAGGCCAUGAAGUUAAAACUCAAAAUAAAUUAUUAGCUGAAAUGGAUUCACAAUUUGAUUCUACAACUGGAUUUCUAGGUAGAACUAUGGAAAAACUGAAGAUUUUAUCCAGAGGGAGUCAAAGCAAGCUGAUGUGCUAUAUGAUGCUGUUUUCAUUGUUUGUCUUUUUUGUCAUUUAUUGGAUUAUUAAACUGAGGUGAUGCAAA
This is a messenger RNA of Myotis myotis, 469 nucleotides long. RefSeq names its product BET1 homolog. Bases 119 to 463 code for a protein of 114 amino acids. Gene Ontology annotation, molecular function: SNAP receptor activity. The transcript has a single exon. Gene Ontology annotation, biological process: vesicle fusion with Golgi apparatus; endoplasmic reticulum to Golgi vesicle-mediated transport. The record is from RefSeq and is a predicted model, not a curated record. Lineage: Eukaryota; Metazoa; Chordata; Mammalia; Chiroptera; Vespertilionidae. Gene Ontology annotation, cellular component: Golgi trans cisterna; SNARE complex.